Messenger RNA from Pyrenophora tritici-repentis Pt-1C-BFP, 793 nucleotides. RefSeq names its product 60S ribosomal eL38 domain-containing protein. The record is from RefSeq and is a predicted model, not a curated record. Lineage: Eukaryota; Fungi; Ascomycota; Dothideomycetes; Pleosporales; Pleosporaceae. Gene Ontology annotation, cellular component: ribosome; cytosolic large ribosomal subunit. Gene Ontology annotation, molecular function: structural constituent of ribosome. Gene Ontology annotation, biological process: protein-RNA complex assembly; translation.
AUGCUGAAGAUUGAGGGCGAUGAUGGUAGGCAGCACUCUGGCACAUGCAAGUCUAUCGCCUUCCGACCGCGCGGACGCCACACACGUCGUCAUCCCACCAAGCCUGAUGCGGCAACGCCUGCACUCAGCCCCUUGGCGGCCCGUGCACCCAAGCGAGAGUCUCUCUCCACAACAAUUUGCUGCCCAGCUAGUCGUCCCGCGAACUCGAACUUCACGAUCUUUCCAACGACUCGUCAACACAUUACCGUCAAGAUGCCUUCCGAAGUUUCCGACAUCAAGCAGUUCAUCGAGAUCUGCAGGCGCAAGGAUGCCAAGUCCGCCCGCAUAAAGAAGAACAAGAAGGUCAACAACAUCAAGUUCAAGGUUCGAUGCUCAACAAACGUCUACACCCUCGUCCUUAAGGACACCGACAAGGCCGAGAAGCUCAAGCAGAGUCUUCCCCCGGGUCUCACCAUCUCCGACGUCGGCAAGAAGAACCCCAAGGGCAAGCGCACUGCAUAAACGGAUCGACAUUGCAUGAGAAACUGAGGACGGGAGUGUGCGGAUCAACUCGACGGGCUCUGCGCACGAAGCAUGAAAGCAUGGGCGGACGGCGUCACAACGGAUAACCUUUGUUAUGGCAUUACGGAACCACGUUACGUUGGGUUACCUAGGAAUGAAAAAAGUCAAAACUUCAUUCCGAGUUUCAUGCACGUUUCUUGACGCAGUCCAGUGGAUGAUGUGGUUAUGAUUGCUAAAUAACUACCGAAUCCAUAGCGUUACGGGUGCUAAUACAGCGAUUGCUUCGGCUUCU